Messenger RNA from Cokeromyces recurvatus, 2058 nucleotides. Its product is annotated as Rab3 GTPase-activating protein regulatory subunit N-terminus-domain-containing protein. NCBI's taxonomy places the organism in Eukaryota, Fungi, Mucoromycota, Mucoromycetes, Mucorales, Mucoraceae. Bases 292 to 1863 code for a protein of 523 amino acids. Gene Ontology annotation, biological process: regulation of GTPase activity. The record is from RefSeq and is a predicted model, not a curated record. The transcript is spliced from 6 exons.
AAAAAAAAAAAUCUUUUUUUCACGCGUACUCUUUUAAAUAAACGUUCAUAAAAACAUUUCAAUGUUGACCCCUAAAAAGAUAAAAUGCAUCUUGGAAGCGCAUUACAGAAUACCUACACCCAUUUUAAUGAUAUUAAAAGGAAAGUUGCCGCAAGCUCCAAGUUUAAUUGAAGAUGUCACAGACGAAAAUUUAGAAGAAUCUCAACUAAUCAAAUCCCCAAAAGAGGGUAUUAUUUAAUGAAAAAAUAAUAAUUUCGUCAAGUAUAUAUAUAUUAUAUUUACACAUUAUUGAUGAGAAUAGAUGACUGGAAUAAAGUUUUUAAAGAUGAAGUAGAUGAGGAAACAACACCUUCAACAGCAGAUAUUACUACACGUUCAUCAUCACCUAAUGUAUCUAUGAAUGAUAAUUAUUUGAUCUCUUCAUCAGCUUGUGGACGUACACUUGUGUUGGCUUAUAAGACAAAAUUUGUCAUAGUUCAAUUAAAUAAUGAAGGUGAAUACUCUGCUUUAGGCCAAGGCUCAGGCUGUCUGCAACCAAAUGAGGAGAUUACUGCCAUCUUAUGCUUACCACUGUUUGUGCCUUCAACACGUCUAACUCAAAAUUAUGUUAUGUGUGGAUAUAAUACAGGCUGGAUUCGUGUAUUUUCAGAGACUGGAGUUCUUUUAACUGAACAACAAUUAGAAACAACACCUGUAUUAACAAUAAAGAUUAGAACGCCACCACCUAUUUCCAAAAUAGCGAAUCAAAAAUCUCUUCAUGAAGAUGAAGAUAUCACGGUACUCUUUAAAGAGAAUCGAGUUGUAAGUAUAGAUGGACAAAGUCUUUGGAUGGUAUUAAGGGUAUGUGAUGGACAACGAGAAAGUGGUAUAGAUGCUUCACGUAUGCAUACUGCAUUUACUUAUAAAAAAUGGGACCUUCAACAUCAAGAUGAAGUAAAUGAUAUUAUUAGUUUAGGACCUUCACCAACUUAUAGUCAAAUACCUUUCAUAGACCCAUCUAACACUAUUUCAACAUCAACGGUAUUUACAUCAAAAACAACUACAUCAAGGUAUAUAGCUGUAGGGGCUCACCCAAUGUUGACUUAUUAUGCAACAUCUGAUUCAACAAGACCUUUAAUGUCUGCUGCUUCUAUGGCAAGCUAUGUUGUGUCUAGAGUCGCUUCACCUGUAUUUUCAUUUGCUAAAUCGUGGUGGGGUUCAUCUAAUAGUCAAGAAAAAACUCAAAGCAGAUCAGGACCGCCUACUCCGUUUGUUCCUCAAAUGCGUUCCCCACCACCAAGCCAUAUUGAACCAGCUACACCUAUUCCAUCUAUUUUAGCAAUAGAUGACACUUAUCGAAAAAUAAAUCACAUCUCAGUUUGUCCUCCUUCUAUUAGUGCACAACAUCAUACUCUAGCAGCCACUGCAGAUGGAUUAGGUCGUGUCAUUUUAUGGGAUAUAUUUGAAGGUGAAAUGAUUCGUAUGUGGAAGGGUGUACGUGAUGCAGUAUGUGGAUGGGUAGAAGUAUUUGAAUAUGAGUUAUACAAUCUUGAACGGCCCGAUAAUCAUCAGUAUCCUCCCAAGGUACUGCUCUUUCUCGUCAUUUAUUCAUCGAAAAGAGGGAUUUUAAAAGUAUUUCAAAUGAGACAUGGUAAACAAGUAGGUGCUUACCAUUUAGGCUCAGGAUGGCAAUUAGUUCCUUGCUGUCGAGAACCAUUAGGAAGUAGUAUGGUUAGUGUUGAAAGAAGAAAAAAAAAGAAUCCCGCUCACCAAAGUGAAUACGAUGGACUUUCAAACUGUAUGUUGGUUAGUCCUGAUGGAGAAGUACGUAAGAUAAAGAUUAUAUUAAAGGAUACUACCGAGAUAGAAGCAGAUCAAAGAUAGCAAGGAACAAAGCUCAUAUUAUAUGUACAUUCUUAAUUUCAAAAUAACAUUGCAAACAAAAAAUAAUAAUAAAACCUUGUUCAGUAGGAAUUACGCUUAAGGAAAGUGAUACAUUUGUACACUUGGAAAUGUAGUGUAUAAAUUUCUUUAGAGAAUUAUCUAAAUAAUACAAGUAAUAGGUUAUAACCUUCUGCU